ACAGUACAGACAGUGCAUAUCACUCCACCCUAAAGAGUGAGAGCACACCUUAAGAGAGGCGGCAAAAUAGCAUGGUCCUAGGACAAGGACAAAAUGCCAGGCAAAAAGGACUCAAAGUCAGCGGCCAAAAAAGGAGGGAAACCAGAGCCAGAAAAAACUAAGGGCAAAGAGGAAGAAAAAAAGGGCAAAGAUGACAAAAAAGGGGCUAAAGAUGAUAAAAAGGGAGGUAAAGAUGACAAGAAGGGAGGAAAAGAUGACAAGAAGAAGGGAAAAGAAGAGCCUCCCAAAGGGAAAGGAAAAGAUGAUGGAAAGAAAGGAAAGGAUAAAGGGAAGGGAGCAAAAGUGGUCAGUGAGUCAGAAGAGGGUUCAGACGCAGAGCCUAUAGAGGAUGAUGAAGAGUUAAGUGAUGAAGAAGAGGACGAAGAAUCAGAUAGAGAUGCUCGUAAGCGUGGUCGUGGAAAGACUGACGCUAAAAGCAAAGCAGCAAAGGGAAAGUCCAAAUCCAAAUAUGCUGAAUCAGAUGAGGAUGAUGAAGAAGAUGAGGAAGACGAGGAAGAUGAAGAGGAAGAAGAUGAAAGUGAAGAAGAAGACAGGAAAGCAAAGAAGAAAUCAAAAGAUGCACACAAAUCCAAAUCUAAACCAGAAGAAGAUGGAAAGAAGAAGAAAGCAAAAAAGAAGGAUGAGCCUCCACCUGAGCCACCACCAGAGGAGAAGAAGAAGAAAAGAGGGUUAAAAAACACUUCCAGACUCUUCAUGCGUUUCUCCGGAUUUAGGAGGAAAAAGAACUCGAAGAAGCGGCUUAAAAGCACAUCUAGACUCUUUCUUGGACUUGGCAGAAGAAAGAGUCGUCUCGCCAAAAAAAAGAGGAGAAAAUCAGUUUUGAAAAAUGCCCCCAGACUGCUCAUGCGUUUCAAAGCCAGUAAGAAAAGAAAGAAAGAGAAAGAAAAGGAAAAAUCAGGAAAUAAGCCGACCUACAUGCUCCUUAGAAUUGGUGGUAACAAACCAGCAGAGAAGAAAACCGGGUUUUUCAAAGGACUUUUUGGGAAAAAGAAUGCAGAUGGGGAGUCUAAUUUUAAAUACCGGAGUGCAUUAAUGGGUAAAAUUGCAGGGGCAACAAACUGGCUCACUAAGAAGUUCCUCUCAACUAAAAGGAAACAGAGAUCACUUGGUAGGGAUCAUGACCCCUGGGGACGGUCAAGCAACAAAAGAUUUCCCGGGGGUAGUCGGCAGACAAGCAUGCGAGGUCCUCGGGGGUAUGACAACUAUGGAUAUGAACAAGAUUUUGAUGGAUUUGACUACAAUAACCAGGGUAGAGUAGGAAGAGGUGCAUUCAACAGACAGUCAAUGAGUAGACACCUAAACAGAUAUGAGGACCAGUAUGCUUCUCUGCAGGGACAUGCACAAAUACUGCCACAGCACUACAGUCAGUAUGAAGAGACAGCUGACUAUUAUGAUGCACCGUCUCAGGAUCAAGGCUAUUAUGAUCUAGAAGAUGGAUACUAUGACACACAGAUGGGCAUGCAGAAUGGAGCAGAGUAUUAUGAUGAUGGUAUGGGCUACUAUAACCCAUAUUCUGCUCAAAAUCAGGUGGGCUACUACCCAGACGAGAUGGAAUACUAUGCCGAACAACAGUUGUUGGACCCAUAUUACAACAAUGGCAUGGAAUACUAUGAUGAGGGCCAGUAUCUGAUAGAGAAUGGUUAUGAAACUUAUGGAAAUGAAAUGGAGUCCUAUGACCAGGGUCAGUUUGAUUAUUAUGAUGAUCCUCAGGGUUUCUACGAUGAUCCAUAUGGUGAUGUUGGACCAAGUGAUCUAUAUAUGGAUCCUUAUGGAAAUUAUAAUGAUCCACAUCUACAAGACUACCAGGUUAAUUACAGUGAAUCAGGGAUUUCUCCAUAUCUUGAGUCUUCUUAUAACACAUACGAACCGUAUAGUUAUGCUGUGCAUGAUGUUAUGGAUGGUGAGGAAGUUGAUGCAUUGUAUGGUGUGGAGUUUGGUGACAUCCCCAUGGAACCAGUGGUACUUCAAGGAGAAAUGUUCAGAGUUCCAAGGCCUCAAGUUAAGCUUUUUGGUAAAGAGAAGAUAGAUGUUGAGCUUCCACCACCACCACCACAAUAUGAUUUUGAAGAGAUGUCAGAGAUUCAAUAUGAAAAUGAACCAUUCAUCCCUGGAGCUCAUAUGGUCGAUGGUUUUCCUCCGGCACUGCAUCCACAAGAUAUGUUUCAACCAAUGGUUCCUCAGAUCCCCACACCAACUGCAAUGUUAAUUAAGCAUGCUAACAGUCCUCAGAGAUUGGUGAGCCCUAUUUCUUCCCCUAUGUCACCAAUGGCCCAAGACAGUGCUUUUCCUCCAUCUCCUACACCAAGCAGGAGGUCCAUGGGGAUGGUGGGUUCUCCUGUACAAAAGCCUCUGUCCCCUAUGGCAUCACCCGGUCCGAUGUCCCCUAUGGCAGUACCAGGUCCAAUGUCCCAUAUGGCAGCACCAGGACUCAUGUACCCUAUGGCAGUACCAGGCCCCAUGUCUACUAUGGUAACACCAGGUCCCAUGUCCCCUAUGGUAGCACCAGGUCCCAUGUCUCCUAUGGCAGUACCAGGUCCCAUAUCCCCUGUAGGAUCACCAGGAGGAUUUAGAGAGCCAAUAAUGAAUGUGGGGCAUUCUCCUGUACCCAUACGACGACAAAGCCCUCACACCUCUCCACAUCUCUCCAUGCAUACUUCUGGUGCACUCCCUGUGAGACGCAGCCCUUCCCCACAGCCCUCCAUUCGUCAUUUUGGAGCCAGGGGAGUGCCUCCAUCUCCAACACUAAGCAGAGGGAUGCCAUCUCCAGUUAGUCAUGUUCAACCCCCUUCUUCUCCUCUUGGACGUAGAAGAGUAAGCCCCCCUGCCUCUCCAACAUUUUCCAGACGUUUCCAACCUGAAGCAUCAUUUAUAGAGGCCACAGCAUCCCCUAAGCCUGUGACCCGCCAAAUAGCCCCACGAGCCCCCUCUCAUCGCGCUAGCCCACCUGGUUCCCCCCGUGGUUCCAUCCGCAGGCGGAGCCCCCCACUUUCCCCCCAUGCAUCAGUGAGGAGACCCAGCCCACCUGCCUCCCCAUCAAUUGCUCAACGACCAUUUGGUGCAAGGAAGCUUCAACCUUCACCAUCUCCUCCUAGGCGAAUGAGUCCUCCACCCUCUCCACAGAUGAGCAUGCAUCCACUGGCAUCACCUGCACCUUCAAGAAGAAGUUUUGCAAUUGAACCAGAAUCUGUGCUGCCUCCUUCUCCUUCUCCAGGCAGACGCAGAACACCUUCUCCCACUCUCUCCCGGAGGUCGACCCGUCUAAUGAGGGAUCCACUGCCUCUUGGAUCACCUGGUGGGCGCCUACGGGGAAUAGGCCGUCCAAACAUUCCUAUGGGAGCUGUAAAGCCCUCUCCUGGUCGAAUGACUCGCCCAGGUGCUCCAACACAAAACGUACCUCCUUUCAGAUCCUCCAUACGCAGCAACAGGUCAAUCAUGCCUCAGGACUUCACUUCAUCCCCACAGCUCUCAGGCCAAUAUCCUGGGACAGCCAUGAGGGAGCAGAGGCGUUUCAUUCCCCCAGGACCUGGAGGCCAUACAAGGGACCCCCAAAGACCUGUUGGACGUGGGCGUCCUUUGAUUGCCAGGCAGUCCUUGAGGCAGGCACCUCAUUCACCACAGCCUUCCCUAAAACGCAUGGGCCCUCCAUCACCGCAACCUUCUGUUAGGCAUUUCUCUAGACCGACUUCUCCCCACCCUUCCAUCAAACAUGGCUCACCAUUACCAGUGCGCACUCUUUCCCCUCGUGCACCACCCUCCCCUCUCCUUUCAGGUGCUUUGCAGAAUUCACAAAUCCCUGCUGCACCGUUUGCAUCUGCCUACCCUGUUGGAGUAGAACCAAUCCCUGUGGAAACUAAUCAAAUGAUAAGUGUGCCUCAAUCUCCUAUGCUCACAAGUCCUUUCCAAAAUCAAAAUAUACACAAUGCCUACACUUCACCAAUCCAGCAGCCCAUGCAAUCAUAUUCUUCUGAUGUCACAAGUAUAGAACAGUUUCCUGGACAACCAUCAUCACCACAUUUAUCAAAUGCCUUGCAAUACCAAGCCUUACGUGAUGCUUCCUAUGCCUCAGUGCUGCAACCAGGACCAGCAACAUACGCCCCAGAAAUGAAUCUAGUACAGCAGAAUCUAGGGCAGGUGCCAUCUCCACUUUUAUCAAAUGCCUUGCAAAAUCCUCAGGUCCGUGGAGCCUCGUACACAUCACCCUUGCAAAGGCCAGGCUCUCCAUAUGCGCCGGAAGUGGCAGAAUUUCCUGGCCAACCAGCCUCCCCACUCUUAUCAAAUGCUUUGGAAAAUUCCAGCCUCCAUAGUGCCUCAUUUGCCUCACCAUUACUACCUCCCAUGUCACCAUAUGCUCCUGAAAUGGAGGCUUUUGAACAAAGUUCAGGCCAACCUGUAUCUCCUAUGCUGUCUAAUGCUAUCCAGAAUCCUUACCUCCGUAAUGCCUCAUACAAGUCACCCAUGAAUAUGCCUCCUUCUCCCUAUUCACCUGUCAUGACAGAAUAUGAUUACAUAGAGGAUCCAGGCCCUGGACCUCUCCUCACUAAUGCUCUUCAAAACCCCAACGUCCGAAAUGCUUCUUACCGAACACAUUUACGUCGGAGAGGAUCAAGAUAUCCUCCUGGCUAUGGUCCAAAAGGGUCACCAGUUCUUUCAAAUGCUUUACAAAACCAACAAAUCCGCAAAGCAUCUUACCAAACCCAACUGGUUCAUCAAAGGAGCAGCUACCCCUAUGCACCCAUGGCUGCCACCUCUCCAAUGCUUUCAAAUGCAUUACAGAAUCAACAGGUAAGAAAUGCUUCAUACAGACUUUCUGAUGGGACCUUAAUAGGAAUGGAUGGCCAACCACAACAGUCCAUGUCUCCAAACCUUCCAAAUGCCUUGCAGAAUCCAAAUAUGAGAAACGCUUCCUACAGACUCCCAGAUGGGUCAGUUAUUAUGGCAGGUCAGCAGCAGCCAGUGUCUCCCAACUUGUCACGUGCACUUAGGAAUGAGAGUGUUCGAAAUGCAUCUUAUAGGCUACCUGAUGGGACAGUUAUAUUUGCUGAGCAACAGCUGCAGCCAACUUCUCCACAUUUAUCUGAUGCACUUCAAAAUCCAAACAUGAGAAAUGCAUCCUAUAGAUUGCCUGAUGGCUCGAUAAUUUAUACACAGUCAAAACCUAGCUCUCCGAAUUUAACAGAGGCAAUUCAGAAUCCACAAAUGCGAAAUGCAAGUUACAGACUGCCUGAUGGGUCUAUUAUAUCUACACAGGUACCUUAUAAAUCCACCUCUCCUAAUUUAACAAAUGCACUUCAGAAUCCAUCCCUUCGCACUGCUGCCUAUAGGCUUCCAGAUGGUUCAAUAAUCAGUGCUGAUCCAGUACGCUCCCCAGUUCUGACCAGUGCCCUUCAAAAUGUAGAUAUUAGAAAUGCUACCUACAGGCUACCUGAUGGCUCAGUAAUCAGUGCUGAUCCAGUACGCUCCCCAGUUCUGACCAGUGCCCUCCAAAAUGUAGAUAUUAGAAGGGCUACCUACAGACUACCUGAUGGCUCACUAAUCAGUGCUGAUCCAGUGCGGCCCCCAAAUCUCUCCAGUGCCCUUCAAAAUGUAGAUGUUAGAAAAGCUACCUACAGGCUACCUGAUGGCUCAGUAAUCAGUGCUGAUCCAGUACGCCCCCCAAAUCUCUCCAGUGCCCUCCAAAAUGUAGAUAUUAGAAGUGCUACCUACAGGUUACCUGAUGGCUCAGUAAUCAGUGCUGAUCCAAUACGCUCCCCUAAUCUCUCCAGUGCCCUCCAAAAUAUAGAUAUUAGAAAUGCUACCUACAGGCUUCCUGAUGGCUCAGUAAUCAGUGCUGAUCCUGUACGCCCACCAAAUCUUGCCAGAGCCCUCCAAAAUGCAGAUAUCAGAAAGGCCACCUACAGGCUACCUGAUGCCUCUGGACUGAUUAUUGGGCCAGAUGGCAGAUACGCAGUGGUGUCCCCACACAGGAAAGGCCCAGAGGAGCACUGGGCCCAAAAUGCCAGGGAGGGACAAACAGCAGAAGAUAUGUGGGCUGCAGAGAAGGUCCUGCCUCAUGGAACAGUCCAGAAUCUUAUCAAGUGGUCUAUGUACCGUGACGAGAACAUGAUGGACCACCUUACUCCUCCACCCAUUGGUCUGGGGUCCAGGGAGGCAGAGGUACACUGGGUACCAGAUCGGGAAGGGGAGCCCAGUGGCCAGUGGUAUGACAAGAUGUAUUCUAUAAGGAGUCUCCCCACUAUGAGAUACAGGGAGAAAAGAGAAGGAGAUGGAAUUGAGGACAUGACACAGUUGGAAGAUCUGACAGAGGCUGCUGUUUUAAUUAACCUGAAGACUCGCUUUGACCAGGAGCUUAUCUACACAUAUAUCGGCAGUAUCCUGGUGUCAGUGAAUCCAUACAAGUUGUUCAACAUCUAUGGCACUGAUAUGGUCCUCCAAUACGAGGGUCAUGGCUUAGGGGAGAAUCCACCUCACCUUUUUGCAAUUGCCAACAUGGCCUACACAACGAUGAUGGACAUCAAACGGAACCAGUGCAUCAUAGUCAGUGGUGAGAGUGGGUCCGGUAAGACAGAGGCAACGAAGCUGGUCCUGAGAUACCUCACUGCCAUUCAUCAUAAGAGAAAUGUAACACAACAGAUUGAGAUACUAGAAGCAACACCUCUGCUGGAAUCAUUUGGGAAUGCCAAAACAGUGCGGAACGACAACUCCAGUCGCUUUGGGAAGUUUGUGGAGAUUUUUCUGGAGGAGGGAGUGAUAAGCGGUGCCAUAACCUCGCAGUAUCUACUGGAGAAGUCCAGGAUAGUUUUUCAGGCCAAAAAUGAGAGGAACUACCACAUCUUUUAUGAGAUGUUGGCUGGACUCCCCAUUCAUCAGAGACGAGCCUUCUACCUACAAGAAGCUGAAACCUAUUACUAUCUGAACCAGGGUGGAAACUGUCAGAUUGUGGGGAAGGAUGACGGGGAGGAUUUCUGGCGGUUACAGAGUGCCAUGGAAAUUCUGUGCUUCAGCCCGGAAGACCAGAGCAGUGUCUUCAGAGUACUGUCGUCCAUACUGCACCUGGGCAACGUCUUCUUCCAUAGACUCGAGACUGAGGUGCAGGAGACAGCGGGGGUAGUGAGUGCUCAGGAGAUCCGUGUUGUGGCCGAACUGCUUCAGAUUUCUCCCGAGGGUCUGCAGAAAGCCAUCACCUUCAAAGUCAUGGAGGCGAUGAAAGAGAAAAUAUACACUCCUCUGACCGUAGAGAGUGCUGUGGAAGCCAGAGAUGCUGUUGCCAAGAUCCUCUAUUCCUUGCUCUUUUGUUGGCUAACGGAGCGAAUCAAUGGUCGUGUUUACCCCAGGAAUGAGGCCCUGUCCAUAUCCAUAUUGGAUAUAUAUGGGUUUGAGGAGUUAACAUUUAACAGCUUUGAGCAGCUUUGCAUCAACUACGCCAACGAGACUCUCCAGUACUUCUUCACAAAAAUCAUCCUAAAGCAGGAACAGGAAGAGUAUGUACGAGAGCAGAUCGGAUGGAGGGAAUUGUCUUUCACCGACAACCAGGCAUGUAUAGACCUCAUUGCUGCGAAGCCUCACGGGAUAUUCCGCAUUCUCGACGACCAGAGUAACUUUCCUCAGGCCACUGACCACACCUUCCUUCAGAAGUGCCACUAUCACCAUGGCAACAAUCCCCUCUACUCCAGGCCAAAAAUGCCACUGCCAGAGUUCACUGUGAAGCACUACGCAGGGCGAGUGACUUACCAGGUCCAUAGGUUUCUGGAUAAGAAUCAUGACCAGGUUCGACAAGAAGUCCUGGAUCUGUUCGUUCAGAGCCACAACAGGAUGGUCUCCAAUCUCUUCAUAAAGCACGCUGAGAUGCUGAACCAGCAGAAAGGGGGAAUGAGGAGGGACAGCACAGUGACCCGGCGAUAUCAGCCCUCCACCGUCGCUGCCAAGUUCCAGCACUCUCUACAGGAGCUCCUGGACAAGAUGGAAAGGUGUAACCCAUUUUUUGUUCGCUGCAUAAAGCCAAAUAAUAAUAAGGAACCAGGUCUAUUUGAGCCUGAUUUGGUGGCAAACCAGCUCAGAUAUUCUGGAAUCAUGGACGCCAUCCAAAUUCGAAAGGAAGGAUAUCCAGUCAGAGUGCCUUUCCAUAAGUUUUUAGACAGGUAUAAAGCACUGCUAGGGCUGAAGAAAGCGCCGCCGCCGGACGGAGAUAACUGUGUCCUUGUGUUGAUGAAGCUCUGUCCAAUCCAAAAGGGAGAUUAUCAAGUGGGCGUGUCCAAGCUGUUUUUAAAGGAGGACGUGUAUCAGCUGUUGGAGAGCAAGCGUGAUCGCAUGAGGCACUUGGCUGCACUGACGUUACAGCGAUACGUUCGUAUGUACUUCGUCCGUAAGCAAUUCCUCAAGUUCCGCAUGGAUAUGGCCAAACUUCAGGCCCACUGCCGAGGCUUCCUCGCCAGGCGGCAGUUUCUUCAGAUGCGUGUGAACCUGAUCAAGUUGCGCUCAAUGAUUUGGCUCUUCGUCAACCGCAAACGAUACAUCAGGGAUAAUCUUCUCUUGGCCAGGAGGGCAGAGGAGGAGAGGAGACGACUGGAAGCGGAGCGAGCCAGUCGUGAGGUGAUUAACGUGUCCCAGCUGGUGAUCCCUGCUGAACUGGGAGGGCUGCUGCAGGCCACUGCAGCUGGUAAGGAGUUGCAUUCAGAGUGCCUGGCUUUGGUUCAGGCUCCGAGAGUACAGGUCGAUCCUCAGCUCACUCUCCCUCUGGAUAUCAACAACCACCUAAUGACCAAAUACAUACGCUCAAAUUUCCGAGAGCUAGAAUUUGGGAUGCUUACAGCACCUCUUCAAGCUCCGCUGACUCGUCUGGAGGACGACCUAAAACAAGACGCUCUUGACGUCUUCUUAUUGAUUUUGCGUUUCAUGGGGGACCCCAACUUGAAUGGUGCUCAGGAGAACUUGUUUGGAAAUUACAUCAUCCAGCGGGGCCUGGCCACUCCACCAAUCAGGGAUGAGAUUUUGGCACAGGUGGCCAAUCAGGUGUGGCGGAAUGGAAACCAGCGCAACGCAGAGCGAGGCUGGCUGCUGAUGGUGGCCUGUUUGAGCUCCUUUGCCCCGAGUGAGAAAAUGGAGAAAUAUCUGCUGAAGUUUGUGUCAGACUACGCUCUGAACGGCUUUAAGGUGCUGUGCCAGCACAAGCUGCUCCAGGCCAUGCAGAAGUCCUGCCUGGGCCCUGAGGCGGCCCGCACCUACCCCCUGUCUCUACUGGAGUGGACGGCCAACCGCAAGAAAGCUCACAUGGUCCUGCAGGUGCACUGCUUCGACGGAGUAUCUUUCCUGUGUCCAGUCCACUCAUGGACAAGUGGUGAGGAAGUGGCAGGCAAUGUUUUGCAGCACAGGGGCGUGUCCUCGGAGAGCAGGCAUGGUUGGUCAGUGCUGAUGAAGGAGCCAGGUCAGUGGGUGGAGCUGGAGGGUCAUGACUACGUGAUGGACCUGGUGUGUGAUCUCGAGCUGCCCGCUGACUUCCCCAAACAGAAAACACACUUCAUCAUCUCCACGCACGACCCCAACCGAGCACGGCCCAACGCAAGCAUAAGCCUCUUUGGAAGUGGAUUCAAUGAGGAUGAGGAAGCACCGCUCUCAUAUGCGAACAGAGUCAGUGCCGUGGUAACCAACAGCCUGCCAAUCUCUGAAGGCCACUACAGUCAAGAUUCAGAUCCAUCUUAUGACGGAGCUCACAAGGGAAUGGACCACUAUCUGGACAGCCUGUUUGACCCUGUACUGUCGGACAGAACUGGGGAUAUGGAUGCAUCUCUUCUGUCUGGUAGAAUGAAAGGGGGAGGCGGUGUGGGUGGUAACCAUGACAGCAGAGUUCCAGCCGCAGCCAGUGUGCCUUACUCAGCAGCUCUGCAACCAGGAGCGGUCAGAGUGCUGCCCCCCAUUCCAGCAGUACCGAUCACCCCCACUGCUCCAGAUCCACAAACUGUUAUGGCCCAGCAACAGCAAGCCAUCAUCAACCAGCAAGCUGUCAUUAUGGCCCAGCAGAUGACCAUGCAGGCCAUGGCUAUGGUGACCAGUCCCAUCUCCAGCCCACCCCUCUCUCCAAUCACCAGCCCACCCACAAGCCCACCCCCAACCCCCUACAGCACUAUGCCCCCCAGCCCUUACCCUGCAGUCCCCCCGAGCCCUUACGCCAACAUCCCACCCAGCCCCUACGCCCACGUCACUCCAUCCUCCUCCUACAGUGGUCCACUCGUUAGCCCCUACCCAAGUGUGACCCCAAACCCAGCGUCCUCAACCACCACCAUCCCAGGAGUUCAGGGUCAGUCCAGUCAAAACAGGCCGCUAAAGAGCCCCCAGCCACGGAGCAGCACAGCAGCGCAGGGUAAAGGAACUAAAGGGAGUUUUGGGAAGAAGCAAGCUCCUCCCACUCCAAUUAAACCAAUUAUUAUUGACAACAAGCCUUCCAAGAAACACGCUCCAGUGGUGGUCUCAGGUCCAAUGCGUUCUGCUCCAUCUCCGGCUACAGAUGUGGUUAAAUAUUCUCUCUCCAACUCAGAGCACAUCGUCCCCAGUCACAACAUAAAGGACAUCAUCAAGCAAUACCAAACUCCAACACCAGAGCCUGCGCCAGAGAUACGGAGGCGAGAACGCAGAGGUUUUGUGAAAAAGAUGAAUCCACACGACGAAGCCAUGCAUAUCCUAAAAACACAGAUGGAUAAUCCACCUCCUCCACAGAGAAGAGCUCCAGCCCCUGUACCUGGAUCAAGAGAGCCAGGCCUUAAACCGACUAAGAGCACAAAGAAGAGGGCACCAGAACCCCCAUUAACUAUGCCACUCCCACCAGUGUCCAGAGAUCUUCCAGUGGAAACAGAAACCAUUCAAACUCAGCUCCACCGCAGCAGCACUGAAGAACAUUACACAUACACCAACGUCCCUUGGAAGAUCUACCUCAGGAAGGAGGUGUUCUACCCAAAGGACAGCUGGAAUCAUCCUCUUGUGCUGAACAUCAUAUUCAAGCAGAUUGUUAAUGACACGUUUUCAGAGGCCUGUGUGCGCAUCACCAAAGACGAGAGGCUGAAAAUGAAGGCUCUGUUCAUGCAACACAAAAUAGAUCAGAACACAGACGUUCAGGAUGAGAGUGUGAAGAAGGCCGUGGUCUCUGCUGCCCGAGAAUCAUGGGAGAUUUAUUUCUCUCGUCUUUUCCCAGCUUCGGGCAGUGUGGGCACUGGAGUCCAGGUGCUGGCCGUCUCUCACUCUGGCAUCAAACUGCUGAAAACGGUGAAAAGCAGCGCCGCAGCUCCAGACUACUUCAGAGUACUGCGGCCGUACAGCUACACUGACAUCCUCUUUGUGACCAUCCCGUCUCCCAACAUGCUGGAGUUUAACCUGAUGAGUGAGAAGCUGAUCCUUUUCUCAGCCAAAGCUCCACAGAUCAAACACAUGGUCGACCUCUUCAUCUCUCAGCUCAAGAAGGAUUCUGAGUAUGCAGUGGCUGAAAGAAACUAUAUUACAGAGGACCGAGCUCUGCUCAGCUUCCAUAAAGGAGACAUAAUUCGAUUACAGGCUAUGGACGGAUUAGAAGAGGGUCAGCUGUAUGGAUGUGUGGUUAAGAAGAAGGUCAUUUAUCUGGAAGAAAUGAAGAGAGACACAGCGGACUUUGGCUGGAGGUUUGGGGCGGUGAUGGGUCGCAGCGGUGCGUUUCCUGCAGACUGUGUGGUUCCUGUUGCGGCUCCAGACUUCCUUAGUUUGCCUGUGGAGAGGAAAGGAGAACCGAGAGACAGACAGGGCCGAGUGGUGGCGUCAGGAGCUGUAGCGCUCGCUGUGGCGUCCAGCGCAGCUGCACAUGAACUUGACCCAACACUAGAGUUGGACGAAUUUGGUGAUUUCGGCAAUCCUGAAGUGGAGGGGAGCGUCCUUUUAGACAGCCAGUACAACAUGGUGGAGUUUGCCAAGAAAUACUUCAGACAAUCUAACGGGAGCCAAAGUGAUUCAUUCAGAGACAAGUCUAAGAAAGGCAAAGGCAGAGACCCUGCGGAAAUGGUCAAAUUCAGCAAGACCCCUAUCCAGGAGUCCCUCAUCGAGUUCAAUGACCCCAAUAUGAACAGGGUCGCUUCUGAAAUCUUCCUGGCCAUGAUGAAGUUCAUGGGAGACCAUCCUCUCCGAGGCCAGUCCGAACACUUUGUGAUCUGCACCUUCCUGAAGCUGAUUGGAGAGUAUGGGCUGAUGAAGGAUGAAGCGUACUGUCAGGUUCUGAAACAGAUCACAGCCAACACCAGCUCGAAACCUGAUAGCUGUCAGAAGGGCUGGCGUCUGCUCUACGUUCUCACAGCGUACUGCCGCUGCUCAGAGGUGCUCAAACCUUUCCUGGUCAAAUUCUUACAGGACGCCUGCAAGAGCCCAGGUGCUCUGUUUCAAGGCAUUGCUAAAGCCUGUGAGCAGAAUCUGAGGAAAACGUUCCAGUUUGGUGGGAGGAGUGUGUUCCCCAGCAGCAUGGAGCUCAAAGCCAUCAUGGCUGGUCGAAGCUCAAAGAGGCAGCUCUUUCUGUUCCUUGGAGGAAUCGAGCGACACCUGAAGAUCAAAACCUGCUCUGUGGCUCUCAACGUCAUAGAGGAGCUGUGUUAUGAGAUGGCUUUGCAAAGACUGGAGGCCAUGGAUGAGUACACGAUUUUCAUUGUUACAAACAGAGGUCAGAAUGUGCGGCCGCUGAAUAAGAGGGAGUACAUCCUGGACAUUGCGACGGAGGCGGAGCAGAUCGACAGCAACUACAGCUUCUGGUUCCGGCGGGUUAUCUGGGCUCAGCCACUCAAGUUUGACAACGAACUCAGUGUCACAAUACACUACAAUCAAGUUCUUCCUGACUAUCUGAAGGGUUUGCUCAAUGUUCUGCCCCAGGGGAAGGUCAGCGAGCAGCAGUUUAAUCAAAUCGCCAAACUUGCCGCCCUGCAGCACAGAACCAAGGACAGCCUUUACGCGCCCACCAUUCAUGAGAUAGUGGAGUAUAUUCCAGCUCAGCUGUUUACCAGACAGGGCCCUCAGCAGUGGAUGCACCUGGUCACGCAGCACACUCACGCAGUCCAGAGCCUCAACCCUCACCAGGCCAGAGCACAGUUCCUAGGGUUAGUGUGUGCGUUCCCCAUGUUUGGAUCUUCCUUCUUCUACAUUCUGAGUAGCAGCAGCAGCGUCAUCCCCACCCCCUGCAUCCUGGCUGUCAAUCAAAACGGCCUCCACUUCCUGGAUAAAGACACUCAUGAGGUUUUGGUGAAGUUUCCACUGAAGCUAGUUCAGUCCACUCAGACCCAGCGGCCCAGCGCAGGACUGAGCUACCCCUAUGUGGACAUCUUACUAGGAGACAUGGCCAACCCCCGGAUCACACAGUUACAGCUGGAACAGGGCUUGGAGCUUUGCCGGGUCAUCGCCAUGCACAUCGAGAAUCUGCUGUCACUUCGACAAAAGAGGCUCACUCUGCCUCCGAGUGAAAUCACCCUCCUCUAACACACUUUAUAUACACUGACCGCUCACUUCAAGUUCACCUUUUGUUUACACUCAUUGUGCAUUUUA
This is a messenger RNA of Pygocentrus nattereri (red-bellied piranha), 13587 nucleotides long. RefSeq names its product myosin XVAb (gene myo15ab). Bases 94 to 13521 code for a protein of 4475 amino acids. The transcript is spliced from 70 exons. Lineage: Eukaryota; Metazoa; Chordata; Actinopteri; Characiformes; Serrasalmidae. The record is from RefSeq and is a predicted model, not a curated record. Gene Ontology annotation, molecular function: ATP binding; protein binding; cytoskeletal motor activity. Gene Ontology annotation, cellular component: myosin complex; cytoskeleton.